Messenger RNA from Danaus chrysippus (African queen), 402 nucleotides. NCBI's taxonomy places the organism in Eukaryota, Metazoa, Arthropoda, Insecta, Lepidoptera, Nymphalidae. The record is from the annotation of a GenBank genome assembly.
AUGGCUACCAGAAAAAAACCUCAAUUACCUAAAUCCGUUCUGGAUAUGAAAUUUAUGAAAAAAACUAAAGAGCGGAUAGAAAAAGAAAUAGAAAACACACAAGACCAUGAGGGACUAUAUUCGGGAAUUAUCACCAAUGAAAUGCGACAUGCUAGUGGAAAUUAUAUAUCCGAAUCAAGUUUUAUUUUUUGUCAAGAUAUAAUAGAAGGAAGAGUUUCCUUCAAAGGUAUGAAUCCGGAAAUAGAAAGACUUAUGGAAUCUGAAAAUAACAAGGAACAAAUUAAUGGUGAAAUGGAAAAAGACGUAUCAGAUGAAGUUCUGUACAAAAAAAUGAAUAACUUUCAUAGAAGAAAACGACCUUCUAGUCCAAGUAAAUAUGAUGUCCCAAAAAAGAAAAAGUAA